AUGGUCAACGACACAGAAUACUAUGACGCCCUCGGGAUCGAACCGACUGCCACGCAGAUUGAGAUCAAAAAGGCGUACCGCCGCCGCGCGAUGGAGACCCAUCCGGACAAACACCCAAACGACCCGACCGCAGCAGCGCGCUUCCAGGCCAUCGGGGAGGCGUACCAGGUAUUGCAGGACCCGGAGUUGAGAAAGAACUAUGACCAAUUCGGAAAAACAGACCAGUCCGUGCCGGACGCCGGGUUUGACGACCCGUCCGAGUUCUUCAGCACAAUGUUUGGUGGCGAGAGCUUCAAAAGCUGGAUCGGCGAGUUAACCAUGUUGAAGGACUUGCAGAGCACAGCGGAGGUGCUUGGAAAGGAAGAUGAGGAGAAGGAAAAGGCAAAGGUGGAGACUACUUCGGAGGACCAGUCAGUGAUGCACACCGAGGCCAAGGCCGAUGUCGGGGCGUCUGGUACAAGCACGCCAAAGGCAAAGUUGAACAACCCAGCAAAGUACACCAAAGAAACGAGAGAGGAAGUGGAGCGCCUUUAUAAGGAGUCCAAGCUCGCGAAGCAGAAGCGUGUGGAGGAACUUGCUAAGGAGUUGGUGGUCCGCUUGGACAAACUUAUCGCUGCGUCCUCCUCCGAGGCCGAGUUGACGCUGUUCCAGCAAAACCUCAACACCGAAUUCGAGGACUUGAAGAUGGAGUCUUUUGGGCUCGAGAUCAUCCACACCAUCGGCAAGAUCUACGCGCAGAAGGCCAGUGCGUUCAUCUCGUCCUCUAGGACGUUUGGGUUAUCCAAGAUUUUCACCUCGGUGCGUGACAAGGGCUCUGUCGUCAGCGGCGGGUUCAGCAUUUUGUCGUCUGCCUUGGACGCCCAGCUGUUGGUGGAGCAGAUGGAAAAGGUUAAGGCUGCGGACCCCGAUGCGUGGUCUCAGGAGCAGGAAGCCGAAAUCGGCCGUCUUGUCUUUGGGAAGUUUGUUGGCACCGCGUGGGCCUCUUCCAAGUUUGAAAUCAAGAACACCAUUAGAGACGUAUGCGAUACCGUCUUAACCGACAAAGAAGUUCCAAAGAAGGCCAGGAUUUCCCGCGCCAGAGCGCUCUUGGUGUUGGGAACCAACAUGAAGGCUGUGACAAGGGACACUGAGGAUGAGGAAGGUGUCCAGGUGUUUGAGGAGAUGUGGCAUGAGGCCAAGUAUACCAAGAUGAAGGUCACCAAGGUGAAGAAGUAG
Molecule: messenger RNA, 1215 nt
Organism: Babjeviella inositovora NRRL Y-12698
Lineage: Eukaryota; Fungi; Ascomycota; Pichiomycetes; Serinales
Exons: 1
Coding region: 1-1215 (404 amino acids)
Biological process (GO): protein import into peroxisome matrix
Cellular component (GO): cytosol
Source: RefSeq, a predicted model, not a curated record